AUGACGGCUUUCAUCAAACUGAGUAACGAGACAUAUUCAUCUACUACAUCAUCGGAUGAAAGGUUUGCUAACUUCAGUUUUACACCGAAAGCUGUUGGAGGAACCAUGAUCGUUUUUAAAGGCCUAAUGUCAUUGGCCAAUCCUAUUGGAGCUGAUCCAAUCAAGGCUGCGGUGAAGUUUUAUCGCAAUAACAACGACAAUACAGCGGGUGAUAUUUGGAGCCACAGAGCAUCGGUUUAUACCAAGAGUGCAGCGCUCGGAGAAGCAUUUGCUGCAGAGUUCAAAAACAUCGCAUUCCCUCAAUGUUUUAUGACCACGAUCGAAACGGUAUCAACAUUUAACAGGCAAUUCAAAAUGUCGGACGGUCAUAACCGGAAAUUGAGGAAAAACGAAAUCGCUGUAUUCGAAAGUUACAUUGAUGGACGUUUUCAAACAUUUAUUAAUGAAGAUGGUGUUAUACAAAAUGGAUGCCCUGAGUAUUUGGAGGCAUUCUGUCAUUACACUUAUCAUAAGUCACGUGGUAAACUGAUCGUUACAGGCUUAAAAGGUGUUAAAACAAACGACAAGUUCCAGUUAACUGCUCCGAUAAUUCACUCAUUGACAGGUACUUUCGGGUCUGAUGACUGCGGAAAGGAAGCAAUUUUCAAAUUCUUUCUUGGACAUACAUGUAAAAGCAGCUGUAAAACCAGCUGGCGUCAUCCACUAUCGUCACUUCCUUCUCUGAACCUAGGUCGAAUAACCAAUAUACUGUCAAGCAAUCGAAACGCAGGAUCAGCAACACCGCCACCGUCAUAUAAAUCUGUGAUUCAACUUGUUUGCGGAAACCAGUGUCACCGUUUCCGGAUGGGAGAUAACUCCGUUGUUGUGUUGCCAGAGCAUUAUCGUCAACAUGUACAGAAUGAAAGGGAGAUGGAUGUAUCGGAGAAUACGAUCUGUGUGUCGGACGCCGUUAGUUCUCUUCAAUGUGGAUAA
Ylistrum balloti is the source of this 972-nucleotide messenger RNA. RefSeq lists its product as uncharacterized. Gene Ontology annotation, molecular function: ATP binding; protein serine/threonine kinase activity. Gene Ontology annotation, biological process: protein phosphorylation. The transcript has a single exon. Bases 1 to 972 code for a protein of 323 amino acids. Lineage: Eukaryota; Metazoa; Mollusca; Bivalvia; Pectinida; Pectinidae. The record is from RefSeq and is a predicted model, not a curated record.